This is a messenger RNA of Eruca vesicaria subsp. sativa (arugula), 843 nucleotides long. Lineage: Eukaryota; Viridiplantae; Streptophyta; Magnoliopsida; Brassicales; Brassicaceae. The record is from the annotation of a GenBank genome assembly.
AUGAUGGAGGAGAUUCAGAAGAAGCCUAGCGAUAAUCUCAAUUCUUACGUGAAGGAUCAGAGAGUGAUGAAAUCUGUUGGAGUUGUGUUGAAUCUUAAUCUCAGAGGAGACAAGUCUGAGGUUGAGAAGAAACAAGAGAUGAAGGAGAGAGCCGAAUCGGAGAAAGAGUUAGGGAACACUGCGUUCAAGAAGAGACACUUCGAAGCUGCGAUUCAGCAUUACUCUAAUACCAUGGAGUUUGAUGAUGAAGACAUCUCUUGUAUCACGAACCGUGUGGAUGUUUAUCUUCAAAUGGAAAAGUACAAAGAGUGUAUAGAGGAUUGUGACAAGGCGAUUAAGAGAGGUAGAGAGCUUGGAUCAGAUUGCGAGAUGGUAGCUAGAGCUUUGACUAGAAAGGGAACUGUUUUUGUCAAAAUGGCGAAAUGCUCUAAAGACUAUGAACCUGCUAUUGAAGCUUAUCAAAGAGCUCUUACAGUGCAUCGUAAUCAUGAAACGUUGAGUAAGCUGCACCAAGCUGAAAGAGCAAAGAAAGAAUGGGAGAGGCAGGAGUAUAUUGAUCCCAAGAUUGGUGUCGAAGAGCGUGUGAAAGGUGCAGAUGAUGAUGAAAAGGCACAGUCUUUGCAACCUGAGUUUGCUUCUAGAAAUGGUGUUGGCGAUGACAAGGAGGAGCUUUGGUCGCAGUGGGCUACAAGAAGAGAUGGAGCUUCGGAUAAAAGGAGAGUCAUUGAUGUUACCAAUCUUGAAGCUGCUGAGAGACAUUUGUUGAUUGAAAAGCUUGUCAAACAAAUCCAGGCUGAUAACCUCCAUUUACUCAGAAAGAUAAGGAAGAGAAUCGAUGAGUAA